This is a messenger RNA of Nothoprocta perdicaria, 1425 nucleotides long. It is a transcript of the gene SLC41A1, whose product is annotated as solute carrier family 41 member 1. Gene Ontology annotation, cellular component: plasma membrane. Lineage: Eukaryota; Metazoa; Chordata; Aves; Tinamiformes; Tinamidae. The record is from RefSeq and is a predicted model, not a curated record. Bases 182 to 1372 code for a protein of 396 amino acids. The transcript is spliced from 10 exons. Gene Ontology annotation, biological process: monoatomic cation transport. Gene Ontology annotation, molecular function: monoatomic cation transmembrane transporter activity.
CAAGGGGCUGCGCGAGGAGGACGCGCUGCUGGAGAGCGGCAGCCAGAGCAACGAGAGCGACGACACCAGCACGGACCGCGGCCCCGAGCCCGCCUCGCCGCUCAAAGAGACUUCCUUCUCCAUCGGCCUCCAGGUCCUCUUCCCUUUCCUCCUGGCGGGCUUCGGGACAGUCGCUGCUGGGAUGGUGCUGGACAUCGUGCAGCACUGGGACGUCUUCAAGUACGUGACGGAGGUGUUCAUCCUGGUGCCCGCGCUGCUGGGCCUCAAGGGGAACCUGGAGAUGACGCUGGCAUCUCGCCUCUCCACAGCUGCUAAUAUUGGCCAAAUGGACACACCCAAAGAGCUCUGGAAGAUGAUAACAGGGAACAUGGCUCUGAUACAGGUUCAGGCUACGGUGGUUGGCUUCCUGGCCUCGAUCGCAGCGGUGAUAUUUGGAUGGAUCCCCGAUGGCCACUUCAGCAUUGACCACGCUGUCCUGCUUUGCGCCAGCAGCGUGGCUACCGCUUUCAUUGCUUCCCUUGUUCUGGGCAUGAUCAUGAUUGGGGUCAUCAUCGGCUCCAGGAAGAUGGGGAUCAAUCCUGACAACGUAGCCACCCCGAUCGCUGCCAGCCUUGGGGACCUCAUCACGCUGGCUCUGCUCUCGGGAAUCAGCUGGGGCUUGUAUAAAGAGCUGGAGAGCAAAGCGUACGUGAAUCCCUUGGUGUGCGCCUUCUUCAUCGCCCUGCUGCCCAUCUGGAUCAUCGUGGCCAAGAGGAACGCGGCCACGCGGGAGGUGCUCUACUCCGGCUGGGAGCCUGUCAUCAUCGCCAUGGCUAUCAGCAGUGUUGGCGGGUUAAUUUUGGACAGAACGGUUUCAGAUCCCAACUUUGCUGGGAUAGCUGUGUUCACACCGGUUAUUAAUGGUGUGGGUGGCAACCUGGUCGCCGUGCAGGCCAGCCGCAUCUCCACGUACCUGCACAUGAGCGGGAUGCCCGGGGAGAGCUCGGAAACGGCCCCCCGCAAGUGCCCCAGCCCCUGCAGCACUUUCUUCGGCUCCGAUGUGAAUUCCCGCUCCGCCCGUGUGCUCUUCCUCCUGGUGGUGCCGGGACACCUGGUCUUCCUUUACACCAUAAGCUCCAUGCGAGGCGGCCACACGACGCUCACCCUCAUUUUCAUCCUCUUCUACAUGACCGCUGCGCUGCUGCAGGUCCUCAUCCUGCUCUACAUCGCGGACUGGAUGGUGCACUGGAUGUGGGGCAGGGACCUCGAUCCUGACAACUUCUCCAUCCCGUACCUGACAGCACUGGGUGACCUCAUCGGAACGGGUCUCCUUGCUCUGAGCUUCCACAUCCUCUGGCUCAUCGGUGACCGGGACUCCGACGUGGGAGACUAGUUCUCCUCGCUGCCCCUCUCCUCCUGUCAGCUCUUCCCCUUCAGGUUUUUUUU